Molecule: messenger RNA, 1269 nt
Organism: Cercopithifilaria johnstoni
Lineage: Eukaryota; Metazoa; Nematoda; Chromadorea; Rhabditida; Onchocercidae
Source: the annotation of a GenBank genome assembly
AUGUGGUGGAGCGGUGAUGUCCGUGACUAUUGGCUUAUGCUUACAAUUCUCGAAAUGGUCAUCAUAUUUAUCAAUUUAUACUGUGUAUUUGUCGUAUUAUUGUUCUAUCGUUAUAUCAGCGGUGAAAUAACUCAUUACGAUGAGAAAGAAAAUUAUAGGCCAAGAAUGUAUGAUGAAUUCAAGAAAAACAAUUACCAUGUUAAUAACUAUCUACCUGAAUUGGAACAUCCUGUAAAAUCGGGUUAUCGGAAAAAUGAACCAUUACGACGUGAUCAGUACAAUCGUCUAAAAGAUUACACGAUGAUACAACAGCAAUCUGUUCCAGCUACUUCGACACACGUCCGAACAACAACCUUCGCGGAUGAUUUAGUUUCUACAUGGGUCAAAGAACAACAAUCUAUAAAAGAUUUGCCAGAUCAUGCGAACAGUGAACCAAUCAUAGAACGGAAACCGACAGAUAUCUAUUCAUUGAAGCAUUCAUAUUCCGUGCCAUCAAUUAAUGCGAAAACCUCAGGCGCUAGAUGUUGUCAUCGUCAUCGACGCAAACAUUGUCAUCAUCAUCUUCAUCAUCGUCAUCAUCAUCACCAUCAUCAUAAACAUCGAUCAGGCUCACGACGACAUGAUUACAGUGAUCAAAAUGAUUAUGGUCUACGGAGGAGCUCAUCAAGACAUCGUUAUCGUUUUCCUUCUGUAACAAGUAGCUCUGGAUCAGUGAGCACUGAUUAUUCAGAUUACUCACAUCUUAUCAGACGUCGUUCUCGAAGCCUUGAGAAUGGUAACGCAGCAAUAGAUGAUCUCAGAAUAGCUGAAGGGCAUCAUAGAUCACGGCGUACAAGAUUUGAAAAUUACCCCGACGAUUCAAAGCGAUUCAGAGAUCGUCGGCACGAAUCACGGAAGUCAAGGCGUAAUCAAUAUGACGUCAAAAAGGCAACUUCCGGUAAUACUUCACCAACUGUUGCUGUGCAAACAGAUUCGAUAUUAUCACAUUGGCCUCUGGAUCCGCAAAAGGGAUUAACACUUCCACAACAAAUCAUUAUUCCACCAUCACGUGGAAAUAUUGGCCCAGAUGGGCGUUCACAACCGCAAACGUAUCAGAUUAGCUCUGAAAUAAGGAUUUCAUACGAUCAAAAAGGUAGACCAGUGCCACAUAAAGUUUCCGCCUUAUCCAGGGCUCCAAACAGUGAGGAGGAAUUUCUCCCCACAUAUUCACAAUCUCGGAUCAUGCUAGUGUUCAAAUCGGAACGUGAUAUGCAACUUGGUGUAAUGUGA